UGGGAGUCACCCAAGCGUGAUUGCCCGAGGCCCCUCCUGCUGCGGCGAGGAAGCUCCAUAAAAGCCCGGUUGCGACCCGCUGUCUGCACCCCAUCUGCCGGCUCUCACCCCUCAGAGACGCGCGCUCUACAGCAGAGUACUUGCCGCCCAGCCACGCCCGCCGGCCAGCCACCAUGCUAGGUAGCAAGCGACUGGGGCUGUCCGGACUGACCCUCGCCCUGUCCCUGCUCGUGUGCCUGGGUGCGCUGGCCGAGGCGUACCCCUCCAAGCCGGACAACCCGGGCGAGGACGCGCCAGCGGAGGACAUGGCCAGAUACUACUCGGCGCUGCGACACUACAUCAACCUCAUCACCAGGCAGAGAUAUGGAAAACGAUCUAGCCCGGAGACACUGAUUUCAGACCUUUUGAUGAGAGAAAGCACAGAAAAUGUUCCCAGAACUCGGCUUGAAGACCCUUCAAUGUGGUGAUGGAAAAUGAAACUUGCUCUCCGGCCUUUUCCUAUUUUCGGCCCAUAUUUCAUCCUGUAAAACGAGAGUCCAUCCGUCCUACCAAUGCAUGCAGCCAUUGUGCUGAAUUCUGCAAUGUUUUCCUUUGUCAUCGUCGUAUAUAUGUGUGUUUAAAUAAAGUAUCAUGCAUUCAAAAGUG
This is a messenger RNA of Saimiri boliviensis boliviensis (Bolivian squirrel monkey), 645 nucleotides long. It is a transcript of the gene NPY, whose product is annotated as neuropeptide Y. Gene Ontology annotation, cellular component: extracellular region. Lineage: Eukaryota; Metazoa; Chordata; Mammalia; Primates; Cebidae. Gene Ontology annotation, molecular function: neuropeptide hormone activity; neuropeptide Y receptor binding. Gene Ontology annotation, biological process: feeding behavior; neuropeptide signaling pathway. The record is from RefSeq and is a predicted model, not a curated record.